Messenger RNA from Drosophila novamexicana, 553 nucleotides. RefSeq lists its product as uncharacterized. The transcript has 2 exons. Lineage: Eukaryota; Metazoa; Arthropoda; Insecta; Diptera; Drosophilidae. The record is from RefSeq and is a predicted model, not a curated record. Bases 47 to 553 code for a protein of 168 amino acids.
AAAGUGCAAACACAAGUGAAUCAAUCCAAAGAAUCUAACGGCAAAAAUGUCUCACAAAAAAUCCGUGGCCAAUCUUCUGCUGAUGGGGCUGGCGCUGCAGCUGACCUCCGCGGUGCUGGCAGACGUCUCGCACUUGGAGUACUCAAUCUCGCCCAGCUCCCAGCUGGGCGCCUAUCACUAUCCCGCGCCGCGUGCCUCGCAGCGUCAGCUGUCGCAUCAACAGGUGGCGCGACAAUUUGUGGAGCCAGCCCUGGAGCAUGCGGCCUUUACCCAGGUGCUAACCAGCAGUGGCUACGUGUUCGGUGGCAACACAGCCGCCGCCGCCGUCUCGGCACCACUGACCGCCGCCGCCACCGCAGCGACGGGUCGUUCCAUAGGCACGCCGACGGCGCAUGCGGAUGCCAAUUCGCUCAAUCUGAAGCUGCCCGUGCCCUUUGGCCUGAUGCCAUUGAAUGUGGCGAAUCUGCCGCUGCAGGCAGGCGCCUCGUACGCCACAGUGCCGCGCACCACCGGGCUGACCUCCUACGGCACGGCGCAAAUACAAAGGCGCUGA